Messenger RNA from Oppia nitens, 1350 nucleotides. RefSeq names its product pituitary homeobox 2-like (gene Ptx1). Bases 16 to 1290 code for a protein of 424 amino acids. Gene Ontology annotation, biological process: regulation of transcription by RNA polymerase II; anatomical structure morphogenesis. Gene Ontology annotation, cellular component: nucleus. Lineage: Eukaryota; Metazoa; Arthropoda; Arachnida; Sarcoptiformes; Oppiidae. Gene Ontology annotation, molecular function: RNA polymerase II cis-regulatory region sequence-specific DNA binding; DNA-binding transcription factor activity, RNA polymerase II-specific. The transcript has 3 exons. The record is from RefSeq and is a predicted model, not a curated record.
ACAAUUGCUUAUCAAAUGAAAAUGAUGGACACAUUGACGGAUCAGUUUAGUCUUCAAGACUUGGUGGCCGCCGCCAGUGUCACAUCCCAUCAUCACCAUAAUCAGCCCCAUCAGACACACCAUCAACAUCACCAUAACGUACAGAUACCCGACACGACAACUCAUAUGCAAUCGUCAGGUGCCGUACAGCCGCACAACAAUAGCCCGGUGUCGGCACUGACGGCUCCGUCAUUUUCAUCGCCACACCAUCACGUGACUACACUACUGCCUCCGCCGAGCAUGUCAUCGAUGAGCACACAUCACCAUCAUCUGCAUCACCUGAAUCACGCCAUGACGUCGGCCAACCAAAUGGCCAGAACUGGCUUAUUGACCACCAAUGGUUCGGAUCUGCCGUGUUCUACCACUUCCAUACAGGACAAUAACAAACAUAAGAGAGAUGCAGUGACGGCAUCGGUGGAGAAGCCAUCGCAAAGCGGAGCCGCAGCGGACAGUCAGGCGGAUGGGAGUGAUGUGGACGACCCGAAAAAGAAGAAAAGACAGCGCAGACAGAGGACACACUUUACGAGCCAACAGUUGCAGGAAUUGGAGGCAACUUUCCAGAGGAACCGAUACCCGGAUAUGUCUACGAGAGAAGAGAUCGCUAUGUGGACUAACCUAACGGAGGCCAGGGUUAGGGUAAGUGUAUGGUUUAAGAACCGUCGGGCAAAAUGGCGUAAACGAGAGCGCAAUGCGGCGGCUGAGCUGAAGAACGGGUUUGGGUCUCAAUUCAAUGGUCUCAUGCAAUCACCGUUUGACGACACGACUGCCCUGUACUCUGGUUACGGCACAUACAACAACUGGGCGUCCAAAGUGCCGUCGCCGUUGGGCGCCAAAUCGUUUCCGUGGCCAAGUCUCAACUCGGUCAACGUCAAUCCUCUGGCGGCCACCCAAUCGGCGAUGUCGUGCUUCAACACGAGUACCACAAUGCCUAACGUCAACGCUGGCCUCCAGAACGUGUCCAAUGCGUGUCCCUACGCGGGUACCACCGCCGCCACCUCUCCAUACGUAACCGCAUACCGAACCGCGACUGACCAGUGCUCUAAUGCUAUGUCUGCCUCCAGUAUAGCAACACUUAGACUGAAAGCCAAACAACAUUCGGUCACACCUUUCGGUACGAUGUCGUCAUACUCACCGAUGUCUCCCCGACAGUCCAAUACUGGUCUCAAUCCCUGUCAAUACGGGGUCACACCUAUCAAUAACAUCAACAACAACAACAACAACACAAACAACUCGGACAGGACUUCCGUGUAAAUGUUAUUUUAAACUUAAAUUUUAUUUCAAUUACAGUACACAUACACACACACACAUACA